Messenger RNA from Heterobasidion irregulare TC 32-1, 536 nucleotides. RefSeq lists its product as uncharacterized. Lineage: Eukaryota; Fungi; Basidiomycota; Agaricomycetes; Russulales; Bondarzewiaceae. Gene Ontology annotation, biological process: translation. The record is from RefSeq and is a predicted model, not a curated record. The coding region runs from base 63 to 437 and encodes 124 amino acids. Gene Ontology annotation, molecular function: structural constituent of ribosome. The transcript is spliced from 4 exons. Gene Ontology annotation, cellular component: ribosome; cytosolic small ribosomal subunit.
CCUCGGCUCUCUGCACUCAACCUCCUUAUCCUCCACUUUUUCCAGUCACCUCUGUCUCCAGAAUGAGUUACGUCGCUAAGGGUGAAAAGGAAUACGACGCGACCGGUGCCCCUGUGCCCGCCGCUAAAUUGCACAAAAUCCGCAUCACGUUGACCAGCAGCAACGUGCGGAACUUGGAGAAGUUCUCCAACGACCUCAUCAACCGGGCGAAGGACAAGCAGCUCCGCGUCAAGGGCCCCGUGCGUCUCCCCACCAAGGUUCUUAAGAUCACCACCCGUAAGACUCCUUGUGGUGAGGGUUCGAAGACAUGGGAUCGCUAUGAGCUCAAGGUUCACAAGCGCCUGAUCGACUUGCACUCCUCCAGCGAGAUCGUCAAGCAGAUCACGAGCAUCAGCUUGGAGCCUGGUGUCGAGGUCGAGGUCACGAUCUCUGCCUGAACAUGCCUAGAUCAUAUGUUGUAUGAUGAUGAUCCUACCUGAUGAGAAUCACUAGGAAUUGAAGGUGCACGGUUGUCAGGAAUUCUAUGAGAGUCGGAC